GUUAGGCACGAUGGCAAUCCCUGUAAAUUCAAAUAUUAGUAAUGGCCAAAUGCGUGUCAAUCCAUUUACAUCUUCGUCAUCUUUUUGUAUGAAUCGUAUUACUGUUGCUCGUCAUAUGUUGGAUUGUGCUAAUAAUAUCGCAAAUUAUCUUGAAGAUCCACAACGUGGACUAAAUAACACUCCUUUGGAUAUAUUGACACGUGGGCGUUGGACAAUGGAAUCUACUGUUGUUGAAGUUGGUAUAUCUGCAGCUGAUUUACCAACAGAUCCAACGCAAAAUAUUAUGGAAAUGGUCCAUGGUGCUGUUUCGGCUGCCAUGCAACGUCAAGAACGCAACCCUAACAAUGUUGAAAAUCCAGCUGAAAACAACCUUACAAUUAAUACUUUACCUACUACUCGUCUUAUUAUUGAAGAUGCACAUAGUGAAGAUGAUAGCCCAGUUGACGCAGAACCUAACGCAAAUGGUAAUGCUGCUGAAGGCGCUUCCCCUACAACGCCAACAGAAAAUACAGACAAUGCAAAUACUGCUACUUCCAAUGGUGGUUCAAAUGACACACCCCGACGUACACGUACACAAGUACUUGCAGAGGUUGUUGAACAAAUGCGUCGGGUGCAAGAACGUCUUAAUCCAUUUAUUGCACGUUUUUACACACUCUUACAUGAGGAUCCAACUUUUGAAGAAAAUGACACAACUGGACGUGAAGAAGCGCAACGCUUAUAUGAUCGUGUCUCCGAAGCUUUACAUUACAUGUCUCAUGCUCAACAUGCCAUUUCUGAUUUAAUGCUUGACGUUUCGCAAGCUACUCCACGCCAUUUAACUUGUCGUCCAAUAUUAGUCGAACAAAGUGGCUAUGUUACUUCAAAUAAUUAUAUUAUGGCUUCAGCUGCCGCCCAAGCCGCAGCUACGGCUCGUCAACAGAAUGCCAACAAUACUAGAAAUAAUAGAUAUAGACCAGCAAGCACAAGUACUUUAACUACUAAUAAUGAUUCUUCUAGUGCUAAUAACACUGAGAAUACAGGAAUGGGCACAGCUCAUGUAGCUAUCGUACCAAUACCUACUAACGCAGACAACGUUGUAGAGGAUCCAGUUGAUGAACCAAUUAUUGAAGUAAUGCCACCUACACAAGCAUCCAGUGUCAAUAUUGAAGGGCAAGGAAAUGGAGGUAUAGCGGAAAUUACUUUACAGUUAAACGGACGUCCUUCAAUUGGUACUUUAUGAUAUAUAAUUUUUCUUCGGUUAAUUUAUU
Teleopsis dalmanni is the source of this 1247-nucleotide messenger RNA. Its product is annotated as large proline-rich protein bag6-B-like. Gene Ontology annotation, molecular function: misfolded protein binding; polyubiquitin modification-dependent protein binding. The record is from RefSeq and is a predicted model, not a curated record. Gene Ontology annotation, cellular component: BAT3 complex. Lineage: Eukaryota; Metazoa; Arthropoda; Insecta; Diptera; Diopsidae. The coding region runs from base 11 to 1219 and encodes 402 amino acids. The transcript has 6 exons.